Epithele typhae is the source of this 3768-nucleotide messenger RNA. RefSeq lists its product as uncharacterized. Bases 1 to 3768 code for a protein of 1255 amino acids. Gene Ontology annotation, molecular function: protein binding. The transcript is spliced from 18 exons. The record is from RefSeq and is a predicted model, not a curated record. NCBI's taxonomy places the organism in Eukaryota, Fungi, Basidiomycota, Agaricomycetes, Polyporales, Epitheliaceae.
AUGCCCGCUUCGGUGGCGACCGUUCGACCGGACGUGGAGAGUCCUCCGUCUCUCGAGGAUGACACCAACUUCAAGAGCAGCAUGCAGAUCAACCUGGAGCCUCUCAUGGGCGACGCAGUUGGGAAUAUGAGCAUCAGCCCGGACAGUCGUGAAAUUGUUCUUGCUUCUCGCAAAGGACUUGCUAUCAUCGACUUGAACUCCCCCCUGAGCUUACCGCGAUUCUUGCCGCAAGGCGGAACCUGGGACGUCGCCGACGUGCAAUGGAACCCGCACCAUUCGCACAGCGAGUACAUCGUCUCCACCUCAAGCGAGAAACUUCUCAUCUGGAACCUGCAUAACGGCAAUCCAAGAACGUCCAUCGAGCAUGUCCUGCGAUCCCAUUACCGAGCCAUCACCGAUAUCAACUGGCACACCCUCGAACCUGACAUUGUUAUUAGUACUGGUAUCGACUCUUGGCAGUGGGCGUGGGACCUACGCACCGUACAAAAACCGAUCAUGGGUAUGUCCACUUCCGACCCAUCCCCGGGAACACAAGUCAAGUGGAAUCGGGUGGAUGGAAACCUCCUUGCGUCGUCGCAUUCCAACAAGGUCUUGAUCUGGGACAGACGAAAAGGUUCGCUACCGGUCCAAUCCAUCGUCGCCCACCGCGCAAAGAUAUACGGUAUUGACUGGGCCCACGACCGGCGCAACGAACUCGUCACUUGUUCACUUGACAAAACCAUCAAAAUCUGGGAUACUCAAAACGCGCGCCCGAGCAUCGUCAUCGACACUGCGUACCCCGUGUGGCGUGCACGAGACCUACCGUUCGGUCAGGGAGUUCUCAGUCUUCCUCAACGGGGUGAGACUGCCCUGGAGAUGUUUGUGCACGAAGACCCCGCCGAGCCAAUUGAGAGGUUCGAAGGACAUGCGGAUGUGGUCAAGGAGUUCGUAUGGCGACGGGGUGGUUCAGACAACUCCGAGUUCCAGCUCAUUACUUGGUCCAAGGACAAGACCCUCCGCUUCUGGCCCGUCGAUACCGAGAUCAUCGAGAAAGCGGGUACAACACCGACACGGACUAUGCCUAUGAUUCCGCAGCGACGAGACUCCAAAGCCUCCAUCCCCACCAGCCCCUCGACGACCGGUCUCCCACCGCCCCUCUCAGUACCCAUCGGCUCCCGGGCCAUCCUCGCGGGGAUCAGGGCACCACCCGCUCACGUCGUUCACCUCGGCCGGCGAGACUCGGCGCGACGGCGGAAGGCGACGGCAGACACGAUCCGCGCAGAGAAGAAGCUGUCGGAGACGCCGCGGUCUCGUCCGAUGUUCAUCCCCGCGACGAGCGUGAAGAGCGGCGGGACGUUGGACACGAUGAGUCGCGGGCCGUUCGCGGGCAGGAGGCCUCCGCCUAUCACGACUAUCAAAUGGUUGUCGAAUGUGAACGUGAAUGUUGGAGGUGUUCGAGACGGAAGCUCGGGAGGAGGGAGUGGAGGGGAUAGUGGAGAGGCGUCGAGGAUUGGGUCCCGGAGCAGAGGGCAGUCGGCGAUGGAACAUUCUACCUCGCAGGCCUCGAAAACUCGAGAGCGCAGUGCCAGUCGGGAACGAGUAGAAGAGGACGCCACGCCAUCGCUACAAGAGGAAAUUACCUCGGUCUGCAGCAAACUCGAUAACUCGAAGCUCAAGUUGGAGAAGGCAGAUUUCAGCACCAAGAAGCGCACCUGCACGUUCGGUUUACAAGGUCCCUGGGGCGAGUCGACGUCCGUAUUCCUGCGCAUCACGUUCUCCUUUCCGCGCGACUACCCACAAGCCAGUUAUCCUGACGGGACCCCAACGGUAGACUUGGAACGCACGCCGCUCAUUGACAACAAGCAACGCGCGUUCAUCCUUGGCAGGCUUCGUGAGAUCCGAGAAAUGGAGCGGCCAUGUUUAGAACGAUGCCUCAGAUUCCUGCUGUUCGGUGACCAGUAUGAAGACAGUCGUCGUGGCAUUGUACUGGACUCCGGUUCUUCCUCCGAAGACGAAGAAGCACCCAAGGGGAAACGGGACCCGGGACCGGCUGUACUUCGAAAAGACAAGAACCUGGCGGAGCCCAGGACGUCUCAGGGCGUUUUUGCAGCGAAUGGCCAACUCGUAUUCUUUUUCAGAGCGCCCCUACGCAUCGUCCGAAACGUCCAACAUGAGAUCUCUGUAUCCCCGUCGAUAAACUCCCGCGGACCUGACACCGGCCCCCGCCUCUUCCAGUCCCCAGCUCUUCUCUCCGACGCCGUCCGCCGACUAAGCUCCGCCGCGCAGGAUCGGGAGUCCGUCUCGAGCGAGCGCAGGCGCGGCGACGACGGGAGCAACGGGCCGAAUGUGCUCCGCAUCAUGGACAACCUCUUCACGUUCUCGCACCGGCCGCCGUACCCGCCGCCGCAGCCGCCGCAGGGCACGGCGGGCAGCCUGGGCAAGCCGCGGCGGGUGUCGGACAACUCGCACCAGGUGGAGGACAACUACUCGGUGCUGCCGACGCGGCGGAGCAGCGUGUUCAUCAAGAGCACGGAGGGCGUGCUGGGCGUGCCGGACCCGGAGGUGGCGGCGCGGUAUGUGGUUGGAGGCGCGAUGGGGGAGGUGUGGCGGAUGAAUGCGGCGGCGGCGAAGGUGCUGGGGAGGAACGACCAUGAGAGGGUGUUUAGGAUGAUGGCGGUGUUGGCGAAGAGACCCUCUGGGACUGGUCGGGGUACGAGCGGCUACGAUCCGUUGGCACCUUCUCUUGGGAUGAGAUUGUACGAGGAGAUGCUGGGAGAGAAGGAUAUUCACAUGCUUGUCUUCCUGGCUGUGUUCCUGCUCAGGACAUUCCCCAGAGAACUACCUCCGACGGCAAAGAGCUCCCUACCCGUCACCCCGUCACCCUCCAAACAAGCUCUGAGCAUGAGGAAGAUUAGCUUAGAGUACUUUGACCUUCAGAGGCCUAGAAACGGGCAUUCCGGCCCCUUCUCUCCCCCGGAUUCCGCCCCAAACACCCCCAAUCACACCCCAGGCGGCAUCCAACACCUCAGCUCGCCGUCUUCCAAGGGAUCAUGGUCUAGUUAUGCCACCAGCAUGCGGCAACUCGUCUCGAGCCCCAUGGCCAACCGGCGUACCGCGCUUCGGCAGGGCAUGGACAGGCCCUCUUCGAACUCCCCAGCGAAGUCGUCGUGGGAGUCUGACACGUUGAACUCGGGGGUGCUUCCACUCGUGUCGAGGCGGCGUCCGACGUUUUCACAGGUCCUUUCAGGCCCUUCUGUGAUUUCGGAAAAGCGAAGAAUCCUGUUCCAGCCCUCUUUGGAUGAUCCAGAGGACAUCCCGCUACUUUCUCCUGAACUGCGAGGGCAGCUCCUUGAGCAUAUAUUUGCGUACGCGGAGAUGCUCACAGCGUGGCAGAUCCUCGACAAGCGCGCGGAGCUGCUCAAGCUCGUGGAGAGUGAUAUCAAAGGCCUGUCUGGCACCAACACAAUCUCCGACACAACGUUCCACGUCUCUCCCAUUAAUUGUGAGCGGAUAUGUGAGCAGUGCGGCCACCCUGGCGACCCGAGCGCCACUGCGUGCGCCGAGUGCCGUGCCAGACUUCCUGCCCGAUGCUCCGUCUGCCGCCUUGCGAUCAAAAAACUCUAUCACGCGUGUCCGCGCUGCUUGCACAUCUCGCACAUGAAGUGCUGGAGGGACCGCGACGAUGCUGCUUGCGCUACGGGCUGCGGAUGCGUCUGUGCGCAGCCUGCAUUCGAGCCGUUUUCCAACGGGAUGAUUGUUCUGUCGCCGAUUAUGCCGCCCUCUUGCUAG